This is a messenger RNA of Acaulospora colombiana, 3629 nucleotides long. The record is from the annotation of a GenBank genome assembly. Lineage: Eukaryota; Fungi; Glomeromycota; Glomeromycetes; Diversisporales; Acaulosporaceae.
UGGUAUGGUCGUUGAACUCAAAUAAGCACCUGGAAACCUACCCGAUCUCCUCGGCUCAAGAUGACGACAUGGAUAUGGAUUCAAAUGACUCGGAUGAUGUUCUCGUGUCAUACUUGGAUGAAUUCAAUCCGUUAAAUCCAUUACCUCCCACCCCUCAGAAAUAUCUGAGAGUGUUGACAUCAAGUCCCAUUCGGGAUUCAAUGUCAUUCGAUUUUGUUGUAUAUAUUCCGACAUCCAGAAACGGCUUCUUUGGAAUAUACCGGGUGAUGGUAGAUGCUUCCGGCGGUCUAAAACAACUCUACCUGAUCAGGCGUUCAUAUCAAAAUCCAUCUGAGCAAUUGAGAAGUGGGGAUUAUCCGUUUCACGACCUGAUAGACAUGGAGUUGACCCCUUCUCAUAAGAUUGAGGUAAACGAAUCGGAUAACGGGAAUGGUGAAAUGAAGAGUCGUGAGUGGAGGUUGUGGGCUCUUUGGAAACGAAAGCGACAGACCGUGUUAACCUACACACAUUUUCGUCUUACCUAUUACGACGUCACUGGGAGUAAUGGUUAUGAGGCGAUCUCGGGUUUAAGUAAUGAUGAUGAUAGCAUUGGGAAGAGAUGGGAACACGUGGCCGGAACCCCGGUCGAAAAACACGACAAAGGGUAUCUGUAUCGCUUGCCCGAUCUCCAAACGGACCAUGUGAAAGUGUGCACGGAUUACCUAUUCUGCCCCGGUCGAUUUUCGGCUUCAAUAAUCAAUCGUGCGUUGGAAAGGUACAUUCGACUCUUUAAAACGGAGAAUUCAGAGGAAUUUCAGGAAAAAGAUUUUCUGGAAUAUGAGUCGAUAAUUAAGAACGUGAACACGGACCUGAAACAGAAGGUCAAAGGGGUGGUCGCGAAACACGUGCGCCUACAAAAUGAUCCGGAAAAUGACAUCCCGCUCGAGAAUGAUCAUAAGCAACUCGUCAUAGGGGAAUGGGUGCACUUCAUGUUGCUAUGCAUUGAAAUUAAGGAGACCUCUCGAUUUCCGCUCAGUCUAUCAAUCAUUCAAGCGGGUUACUUUGUCGCCGUGACUCAACAGGACAGCGUAUCCACCAUCCGAGUGUGUGACACGCUAGAGCUAUUUCAUUACUACACUAGCGGAGAAUUCAAAUUCCUGAAUCUAUCCAUACGUUCGAAGAGUCAGCUGUCGGUCACAUACCCGCAAUCGGAAGCGGUCAAACCUUCCGACAUGAUCAGGUUAUUCAAGUCUAUGAACUUGUUAGUGUCAUCCUUCUUAGACGUCGAUUUGCUAUUACUAGACCGCGCGAUUUUCAAGACACUCAGUAAACCUUACUUGACUUCGGUUAGACAAAGCGCCGCGGAAUUCUAUGAGAAUCACCUGAGUCACCGCAUACAACCAAAUUUGAAAGCAAAGAUAUGGAAGUUAUUGGAGACGUAUCAGCGACCAGAAAGGAUUAUCUUUAUAAUUCUCACGGCUUUAAACGAUGUCAUGUUUGAGAUGAGCGAUAACAUAGGGAAAACGACCAAGACCACGGUUUUCGUGGACGCUCUAAUUUCAUCAGCCACGGCAGACAUUAUUCGCUCCCACUAUGUGAUAUCGCGUAAUUUGUAUCUCCUGUUGGUUUUCAUGGUUUGCACGAAACCCCAUUUGGGAAUGGAGCAAAGGGUGUCUAUGAGCAUGUCGACCCUCUACGUCUACAUGAUUCUGAAGUGGAUAUCCGAACAAUCCGCUUAUUCCGAUGCAACGGUUGAUAAAUCCAUAACCGCCGAGGAUGGCAUGUUUGAAAAGUUCUCCGAUCUGAGUGUAGCUAACACCAAGAAUGUAUCGGAACUACCGGACCUACGUUACAGCCUACUCCACAGUCUCAUCCACCAGCAAUAUCCCCUGGACCUGAGCUUUCGGACACAAUUUUUACCAGUUAUUAUCAUGCGCGGUGUGAAAUAUUUGGUUGACGGCAUGGGAUUUCUGCUCAACAAUUCACCGCAGUUGAUGGUCAUGACACCCAAGUCGUAUUCCAAGUUUGGUAAGCUGUUAUAUGCCUCGGGUUUUUUCGACCACCUUCAUCAAUACCUUCAAUUCCUGCUGGAGACACCCUCAAGCUUGUACCUCUAUGGCGAGCAGUUAUUGAAAGAACGUAAAUUCGAUAAGGCGGCCGAGAAAUUCAUUAGAGCCGGCGAACCGAUUAUUCCAUCGCAGGAUUAUCUACCAGGAAAUCUGACCGGUUAUUAUAGGCACGUUGCUACGCUUUUCGAGAACUGCGAACAGUCAGUUUAUGUCAUUAAAUUUUGCACACUUGCUCUGGAGGCAUUUAAGGAGGACCAGCGCCAAAGCCCAGAGGGUCGUGAUUUGGUUUCUCAACUUUGUUCAAAGAUUUUCACUAAUGCGAUGCAAACUGACCUGUUUGACGAGGCGUAUAAAGCAAUGAUGAUGAAUCCGAUUUUGGUAUCUCGACAAGCCAACCUUCGCCCUUUUGUAGUUAACCUGUGUGAGAAAAAAAAGAGCAUAAUGCUUCAACAAUACCCAUUCCUUGAUCUGCGAGGGGAUCUGGAAGCCAUUCUGGAAUUCCACGCACGCUGCCAUGUUGUGACCGAUGUGCCGAACUACUCGAUGAUUUGCUACUCAUACUAUAUUUCCCGUAAGAAAUUCAGGGAUGCCGCUCGUGUCGUAUAUCAAUAUGCCAAGAAAAUAGAGGAGAGUAGCCUGGUAUUUGACAAUUUCCAGAAGGCCAUGACAGAACUUGCCUCUAGCUAUCUUUCGGCCAUUAAUGCAUUGGAACAGGUAUCACCGGCAUCCCUCGCGUGGUUCCAUUACAUAACUCUUUCUCCCAGUGACGACGAUCGAUCACGAAAAAGAACAAAAUACGACGAGGAAGCCUCAAAAGAUAAUAAAGUGAUCACUGAAAUAAUAUCACUGCCGGAAUUGAAAAAGUCCUAUACGUUGGUGAUGGCCAGGCUCGAAUUAGGACGCGAGUUUACUGAAAAAGUCACUCCGAUAAAAUCCCAAGAAGCGGUCAAGUUGUGCAGCUAUGCUGGAAAAUUCGAUUUGGCUAUCUCGAUCGCAAAACUGUUCGAAAUACCGUUGGACGAUGUGUUUGAAAGGAUGACGCGAAAAUGUUUAUUGCCGUCAAGUUCGAACACGGAAUCAAGUGAACGUAAAACAUCAUCUUGGGUCAGAAACAAUGAAGCCGCUCAGGUAAUACACGGCACGGAGACCGAUAAAGCGUGGGCUAUGCUACGAAAGUAUUUGGACAAGUAUGAUAAAAGGGAGGAAACGCUUUGCCGUUACAGAGCUGUCGUGCUGAGGACGAUGCUGACCGUCAAUUCUCAUAUUUGCAUCCCCGAGUGGUUGACAUCCUUCUACAAGACAUACAAUCAAGCAGAGCACAUCAAAAUAUUGAUGGAUUUUGGUCGUCUGUCGGACGCAGUGAUGGCUGUUUCGGAUUUGUUGGAAAUGGAGUCUAAUAGGCAUGACGGGAAGAUAGCUUCUCACUGCCUUCCUUGGAACAUAAUCGAGAAUGUUCGGUCGUUAUUGGAUCAAACAAUCGUGAGUCCUCAACUAAAAGCCGGUAAAGAAACAUUGGAGAAGUUGAAGAAUGUUUUGGAUGAAGUAACAAAAUCAUACUUUAGAGCGAUCUCAUCAGAAUAG